Oncorhynchus nerka (sockeye salmon) is the source of this 6217-nucleotide messenger RNA. Its product is annotated as F-box-like/WD repeat-containing protein TBL1XR1. Gene Ontology annotation, cellular component: histone deacetylase complex. Gene Ontology annotation, molecular function: protein binding; transcription corepressor activity. Gene Ontology annotation, biological process: regulation of transcription by RNA polymerase II. The record is from RefSeq and is a predicted model, not a curated record. Lineage: Eukaryota; Metazoa; Chordata; Actinopteri; Salmoniformes; Salmonidae. The transcript is spliced from 16 exons. Bases 446 to 2044 code for a protein of 532 amino acids.
AGUCGCGUCACUGUGUUGAGUGUCUGAAGCCGUUGGCUUCGAACCGCCUGGCUUUGUAUCUUAUCUAUUAGCGUUAAAAUGUUAAUUAAUUUCCUUGUUAUAUCAAUUUUGUAAUAUUUGGAAAGAGAUAACAUGGUUUAGCUUUAACACGUGGAUUACAGCGGAAGCCAUCUAUCAAAAGAUUUCAGACAAAGUAGGUAGCUAGCUACUGGAUUAUGGGGACACAUUUUGAAAGAGCAGCUAGCUAGCCUUGCUAGUUAACCAGCACCGUUCAUAUAAAGAACGAAUCUUGUUUUGUUUUGUUGGAACACAGGAAUAAAUGCAAAAUAUUGCGACCCCUUUCUAAAGAUUGCUGAGUUCCUCCUCUGGACGGUGGAGCAAUGAGCUUCUGAAAGACACUUGAUCACAUGGCUACCAUUCCCUUCGUUGACCACCAGGAUUAAAAAUGAGCAUUAGCAGUGAUGAGGUCAACUUCCUGGUGUACAGAUACCUGCAAGAGUCAGGCUUCUCCCACUCGGCGUUCACCUUUGGCAUAGAAAGCCACAUCAGCCAGUCCAAUAUCAACGGAGCCCUGGUUCCCCCUGCUGCCCUCAUCUCCAUCAUCCAGAAGGGCCUGCAGUACGUGGAGGCAGAGGUCAGCAUCAAUGAGGAUGGAACUCUGUUUGACGGGAGGCCCAUCGAGUCGCUGUCUCUGAUCGACGCUGUGAUGCCCGAUGUGGUGCAGACGCGGCAGCAGGCCUACCGGGAAAAGCUGGCCCAUCAGCAGCAGGCAGCCGGGGCUGGCAGCGCCAGUGGCACCCAGGGCCCCCAGCCCGGCAGCACCAAGAAUGGAGAGGGUGGAACCGCUGCCAACGGCGAGGAGAAUGGCGCCCACGCCUUAGCAAACCACCAUGCAGACAUGAUGGAGGUGGACGGGCAUGUUGACAUUCCCCAGAACAAGGCCAUGGUGCUGCGAGGCCACGAGUCCGAGGUGUUCAUCUGUGCCUGGAACCCCGUCAAUGACCUGCUCGCCUCAGGGUCUGGGGAUUCAACGGCGCGGAUCUGGAACCUGAGUGAGAACGGCACAGGCAGCUUCACCCAGCUGGUGCUGAGACACUGCAUACGGGAGGGGGGUCAGGACGUACCCAGCAACAAAGACGUCACCUCACUGGACUGGAAUAGUGAGGGUACGCUGCUAGCCACAGGCUCGUACGAUGGCUUUGCCAGAAUAUGGACUAAAGACGGGGACCCCUUUGUGUGGCUCAAGAGCAACCUCGAAGGCAAAAGUAACCUCGCCAGUACCUUGGGCCAGCACAAAGGUCCUAUAUUUGCCCUCAAAUGGAAUAAGAAAGGCAACUUUAUCCUCAGUGCAGGAGUAGAUAAGACCACGAUCAUUUGGGAUGCUCACACAGGGGAGGCCAAGCAGCAAUUUCCCUUUCACUCAGCGCCGGCCCUGGACGUGGACUGGCAGAGCAACAACACGUUUGCCUCCUGCAGCACGGACAUGUGCAUCCAUGUGUGUAAGCUGGGCCAGGACCGGCCAGUCAAGACCUUCCAGGGACACACGAAUGAAGUGAACGCAAUCAAGUGGGAUCCUACGGGGAGUCUGCUGGCCUCCUGCUCCGACGACAUGACACUCAAGAUCUGGAGUAUGAAGCAGGACUCGUGUGUCCACGACCUGCAGGCCCACAGUAAGGAGAUCUACACCAUCAAGUGGAGCCCCACGGGGCCUGGGACCAACAACCCCAAUGCCAAUCUGAUGCUGGCCAGUGCGUCGUUUGACUCGACUGUGCGCCUGUGGGACGUGGAGCGCGGCGUGUGCAUCCACACGCUCACCCGUCACCAAGAGCCCGUCUACAGUGUGGCCUUCAGCCCCGACGGGCGCCACCUAGCCAGCGGCUCCUUCGACAAGUGUGUCCACAUCUGGAACACACAGACGGGUGCUUUAGUUCACAGCUACAGGGGAACGGGGGGCAUCUUCGAGGUGUGCUGGAACGCCACGGGGGAUAAAGUGGGAGCCAGCGCGUCAGACGGAUCAGUUUGUGUACUAGACCUGAGGAAAUGACGCUUGUUUGGGGAGCCAUGGACCGACUACGAAUGUGUACAUAGCCAAAAUGACUGUCCCAGCCUGUCGUCUACACUGCUGUAGUCCCAUCAGAAGCCAUGGCCCAUCAUCACAACCACCACCACCAUUACCAUCACAGCCAAACAGAGCACCCCAACACCCCCAUAAACACACAGACUACCCCUCCAGAGAAGAGGUCAAACUAACCCCCAGCAAAGGGGAUCUGGACUUCCCUCAAGUCCGACUCAGACCCACAGGAGAGAAAAAUGACUAUAUUAUGGUCACCGAGACAAAAAUCAUAUUGAAGAGAAGAGGACCCAUUGCAUACAUACCAAAAUAUCUGCAAUUUGUUUUAUUUAUUUAUUUUUUAUCCUUUAUACCAGAAAUGAGAAAUGUUAAGCUUUUCCCCCCCACGUUGUUGGUGUGUGCAUAUUGUACAUGUCCACAUUUUUUGUUGUCCUGUGGCCAUUUUGUUUUGCUGUAGGUUUGUGUUACAUGUCGAGAGAGGUAAGGUCAGUAGGAUUUUUUUUCUUAAAUUUGGGUAUUGGGAUAUUGGGAGAAAUCAUUCAUUUUGGCACUGUCCAUGCAUGUUUUUGUGGUUCACAAAUACAUUGAACAACAAAUAUAUAUUUAUAAAGUUGAAAUAGGUUCAUUUGUUUUCAAUUCAAAGCUUCAAACAAUUAAAUUCAAAGUUUUUUUUCUUCAGUUUGCCAAAAUCCUUUUAUUAAACAUUUUUGGGAGAGCAGCUAGUGGGGAUUAAAGGUGCCAUAUGCAUACUUGUACUUCUUAUUACCUUUAAAUGGCUUCAGGUGUGCAAAACUGUUAGCUUAGUAGAUAUCUGAGAAUUCUAAUAAACUCUUGGACUAAAGAUCAUCACUGCAGCUACUAGAAAGCCCCAUCCUCUUACAUUCUAACUACAUGUGAUGUUAGAUUUGAGUGUAAUGGAUUGGUUAGGGGAAGUUGCAGACACUGAUAUAAGGUCAGUUUGGCGUUUUCUCCCGUAAUGGCUAUGGCUAGGAUUGGGGGAUGGUAAGCUGAUCCUCGAUCUGUGCCUCCGGGGAGCUUUUAGCCAGAAUAUAGGGAUGGCAGUGCUUUGGGUAGCUCAUGAAUGACAGGACAACCCACAUUCAAAGCCACAAUGUCCUACAGGUGGGUUGUGUUCAGUAGGACACUAAGUAGCAACAAGUUUUGCUAUGGAAAAACACGUGUUUCACUUUGGACACGUUCAAUUAGAACCUCCACGUUUCAGAACGAUUUCUCCCUAUUGAACACUCUCCCUGUAUCCUGAUUGGUUGAUAGAGGAUGUUACCAUUAACAUCUGAGCUGUGCUAUUCACGAUAUGUUGUACCUCCACUGUCCAUUGCGUGCUAAGCUAACAAAUGCUAAAUGAUAAUCAGACUAAGCCAUCACUUAAGUUUAUUUUUUGCUUUGUUUUGUUGACCGGUCUUGCUUGGUAAUUAAUCUGGACAUACUGUAGCUGUCUUGAUUUCAGCAGUAACACCUGCAUAUAGUGGUGUGUACUGUACAGAGGACCUUCAUAGCACCUACAUAAGUAUUACGCCGGCCCUUUUUCAAAUGUCUGCAGUCAGUUUCAACCAUGCUUCCUUCAAUCGACAACCAACUCAUCACAUUUGAAAUGUUAACGCUGGGCAACCUUAUUGCAAUUUGUCAUGUUGAACAAAAUGUUUGAUUGUCAUUGACUGUUGAUGUCUGGGAUCUGGUGAUGUUUAUGUUGAUGUCUUCAGGUGUCAUGUUUAGGUGGUUGACUCCGACGUCAAAGUUAGCCGGUAGUUUUCGGACCCGAAAGAGGUCUAAAGGCGUCCGCAUGCUUCAGUUUGCCUGGCGGCUAGCCAAAGUCGACUAGGCGAACUGAACAAGUGUGCUCGUAUACUUCCGUAAAAGACCUUCACUUUUAAAGAAUUAAACAAGCGGCAGUAGUACUACUGUUUGUCCAUUUUGAGACACCGUAGCCAGUAUACACUUUCUCAAAAUAAUCCAAAUUAAUCUAAGAUUAAUCUAAAUCCUGAGUUAUUAUUAUUUAUUUAUUUUUACCUUUGUUUAACUAGGAAAGUCAGUCAGUUAAUUCUUAUUUUCAAUGACUGCCUAGGAACAGUGGGUUAACUGCCUUGUUCAGGGGCAGAACAACAGAUUUUUACCUUGUCAGUUUGGGAAUUCGAUCUGGCAACCUUCCGGUUACUAGUCCAACACUAACCACUAGGUUACCUGCCGCCCCAAAUCUAUCAUUCAUUUUUACAUUUUUGCAGAGAAGAUCUUCGAUAUAAAAUUGUGCAACUAAGAUAUUUGGUGCAGUAUUUCUCAAUGAAAAAAUGAGCAUGAAAAUGAGUUGUCUCGUUGAAUGUCAACAGACUUCACUGAAGAAUCCUGUUCUUCAGGAUGUUGACCAAUCACUGACGAACAGGUGUAGACUUCAGCUACCAACCUCGGCUUUUCUCUAGAAAAUAUUGUGUGCCUGGAAAAACCCUUACUGAAGUCCAAAAUUAACAAAAACAUCACAAAAUGUCAUAAUAUAUGCACAAACGCUUCCGAACUGUUUCGGCUGGGAAGCAUGCGGACGCCUUUACACGAGAUUAGUCUACGUUCCAAGACUACUUUUUUGAGUUCUAUAAACAUCUGACAAAGUUAGAUUUUUGAGUGAACCAUUGCUUUAAGUGUUCUGUUUUAGGACACAAUGCUGUGUCUGCUCUUUGGUCGUGGUUUUAAAAGUGAUUUUGUGCACAGCACCAACACAGGCUGUGUUGAGGCCUAUGCAUGGAUAGACAGCGUUUUUGUUUUGUGGUGUUUCAGAAGGUGCAGGUUUUUUAAAGUUUUUUUUUAAGCCUUUUUUUUCCUUCUGUUUUUUUUUUUUUGCAGGGAGAUUAGUUGAGAUGAGAAGCGGACUUUGGGACAUAUAUGACUUCAUGUAACUAAAUAUAAUAUAUCUGUGACAUCACAGGCAAUUCUUUUUAUAUGCCACUCAAGUGCAAGGGUGGUUUAAAAAACAAAAUCUAACUCUUGAAGACAUGCUUGGAAAAUGUGGCGGUACUAUACAUCAUGUGGGUCUUUUACCAUGAGAAAUGGUUCUUUAUAAAAUACCAUUGAACGGUCAUAGCUAUAAAAGAGAAGAGCAGCCCUAAGACUGGGUUUAUAUGUUCUUUUUUUCCUGCACUUAAGAAUAAUGCGUAACAGGGAGAUGUUUAAACCAGGGUUGUAGUCAAUUCUAUUUUGAUUCAUUCUGUAAGUGAAAUUUCAAUUCAAGAACUGAAAAAAAAUCCUCAUUCUAAAUGAAUGCCACUUUUUAUUUUUUUAUUCUUGAAUUGGAAUUUCAGUUCAUCCCAUACAUUUAAUUUAGAGUUGACUCCCAACCCUGGUUGGCACAUCCAGACAGGGAUUAAUGCUUGUGGUUUUAUUUGAUUUCACUCUCAGCUGAACGUGUGCAGUAGUUCUGUUAAAAAGGAAGGGGAAAUAGUAGUGUCUAAACUGUUGACAUAUUGGUUACACAUUGGAUCCAGGCCAAUUUCAUGGCAUUCCAAAAUCCCAUAUCUUAGCCCUAGCUAUCAUCCUGUCGCUUUAAAACACCAAUGUUGUUUUUUGUUGUCUUUUCAAAGGCCUCCUUUGCGAUUUUCUUUCUCAGAAUGUCACUUGUUUUACAAACAAAUUUUGUACAGAAGCUAAGAGUAUUUUGAAGUUUUCUUUAAUAUAAUCAACAGUGAGUGGAUUGUACCAUGAUGACACGAUUUAUUAUGAAGUCUAUGACAGUGGAAUGGUAUUUUAUAACCCUUUUGUUUUUAAAAAGAGAUGCUUUUUACACUGCAUUCAAGUGUUUGCUAUUUUUUUUUGUUCCUACCUAAAGUACUAAUUCUAUCUUUGCUAUGUCUAAAAAGCCCUUGAAGGUUUUGUACUCUUUGGAAACUUUUAUAAUUCAGAUUUAUUUGUAGCUAUGUAGGCAAAAAUGAACAAAAACAAUAAAUCUCAACUUUAACAAGGACGUGUCAUAACACCCUGGACCAUGUAAAUACCUGUUUGCAGAUGUUUUUUUGUUCCAUGUCUUUGCCCUCACCCUUAUGUUCUCUCUCUCAUAUGGUUGCUGAGACUCUCUCUGCAACCUACGCAUUUGACUGUUGUAAUAUCACUCAGAUCUUUGAAACGUCUAGAAUAAAAUCUAUUUUGAUAAUA